CGGGCGCUGCCUGAUUCGCGCGUUUCCCCCGGCGGCGGAGCGACGUUCCUGCGCCCCGGUGGCGCCCUCAGCCCGGCCUUUGGGGUUCGCUCGGCCGCAGCUCGGGCUCCCGGAGCCUGCCCCGCCAUGGACAACGGCAAAGUGUACGGCCAGACCACCGAGCCGCAGCGCCAGGCCCCCGCCUGCGGGUGCACCGUCACCCGGCUCAGCCGGCAGCGCCUGCUGCUCAAAGGGGCGCAAGUGCUGCUUUCCUUUUUGGCCUUCAUCCUUGAAGAAAUUGUGGAGAGUUGUAGCCUGUGUGGUGGGCUUUAUUUCUUUGAGUUUAUAAGCUUCAGUGCCACCUUUCUGAGUCUCCUGAUACUGAUUGUGUUUUGCACCUCUGCAUAUGAGAGGAUUGAGGAGGAUAGAUUAAAGGCAUUGGAUUUCUGGGUCACUACAGUAGUGGGAGUUCUCUUUUUUGUAGCUUCCAUUGUGUUUGCUGCAACCAAUGACAAGUCAUCUGUUGAAACUGUUGCAAUUGUGUUUGGCUUUUUCGCAAGUAUAGGAUUUCUAGCUGAUGGUAUUCAAAUAUUUAUGGAGAAACGUAAAGUGAAGGAAAAUAAAUUGGAGAACACUGGCAACACACACAACACACCAGAAAAUCAGCCGCUGAAUAACUAAAGCUAAACUUUAAAAAAAGUCCUUUAAUUUCUGAGAGUUAAAUUAAUCAAGAUGAAAUACUUUCAUUUCCCUACUUAUUUCACUGCAUUGAGGGUAACUUUGUCUUCUCUCUCUUUUGCUAGCCAGCUUUGUACAAGUCUGACCCAAUCAUAAGCUUUUAUAGACUCUUAAGUUUUUUAACAAUAGUAUGUUGAGCAUCAGGGUUUGUAAUAUUCUCCAUCUAACUUGUCCUGACUAAUAAUUGUUAGAGGGACAUUCUAAAAGGAAGAUAUUGCCUCCAAAUAGAUUUUUUUUUAUUUAAACAUAAAAUAGACAUCAGUAACUGAAAGCACUGAGACUUCUGAGAAGAAUGACUGUAAUACAGGCAAACUCAUCAGGCUUAAAUUCUGAGUUAUGUUUUUAAAAUAUUUAAAUUUUAUGUAAAUACAGCAGGCUAGAAUUAGAAUUCUGUUGCAUUAAUUCACACCUACCUAUGUUGGUGAUAUCCAGCUUCUUGCCUCUGAUACUAAGAAUGACUUAGUACAGGGGUUCUCAAACUGGGGGUCGGGACCCCUCAGAGGUUUGCGAGGUUAUUACAUGGGGGUCACAAGCUGUCAGCCUCCACCUCAAGCCCCGCUUUGCCUCCAGCAUUUAUAAUGGUGUUAAAUAUAUAAAAACAUGUUUUUAAUGUAUAAGGGGGGUCGCACUCAGAGGCUUGCUGUGUGAAAGGGCUCACCAAUACAAAAGUCGGAGAACCCCUGACUUAGUACAAUAAAAUCCCUUUCUUGUUUUAUCGGUUAAACUGUGAAUGUAAAAGGGAAACUAAAUUUUGCAAUCUCAUAGAGGUUUCUAUCCUCAAA
This is a messenger RNA of Mauremys mutica (yellowpond turtle), 1499 nucleotides long. It is a transcript of the gene CMTM6, whose product is annotated as CKLF like MARVEL transmembrane domain containing 6. The transcript has 4 exons. The record is from RefSeq and is a predicted model, not a curated record. The coding region runs from base 127 to 660 and encodes 177 amino acids. Lineage: Eukaryota; Metazoa; Chordata; Testudines; Geoemydidae. Gene Ontology annotation, cellular component: membrane.